AUGGCUCCUUUUCCCCUAUCUCUCCUAUUCAUCCUGAGUUGUAUCCUGCAUACGACAGUUUCGAAGAACGAGUCGAAUAUUCUACGAAUUGGAAAGUCACGGGACAAAUCGAUCGUUACGACAGAGAACUCGACUUUAAAUACAACCGACUACGAGGAGGAGAAGCCAGGUGGAAAGGGGAAAAAUCGUGGUCCUUUAAUUGGAUUUAGCAAGAACAACCCAGAAUUGGACUGGAAGAACUAUCUGAAGCAAUUCGACGAGAAGGAAGAGGAGCACCGCGAUCUCGACGUUGAUUUCAUGAAGGAGAAGCUCGAGAAAACGGCCAACAGUAUCCAGUGGCUGGUGGAUCUUUACGAUCCUCUCAAGUGGGCCAGGGUACCUGGUAAACUGAAGGACGAUUGCAGGAGAGACUUGGAAUUCUUCCUGAGGUCUCUACAGGAUGGAAAGGUGUGGGCGGCCAAGAUGUCAGACGCGAGCGGCCGUUACUCCUCGCAAUUCCAUUUCGGGAACGGCUUCUGGCUGGGCUCGAGUACCCUCUGCAAAGAGCUCAACACCACCACCAAUGGAAAAAUUCACCAGGAACUCGACGACAGACCGCCUUAUCCGUUGAAGUUCCACGUGGCCAGGAUGUACUUAGCUCUGCCGAAGGAACUCGAUUUUUCCACGCGACAAGUAUUUUUGGGCCUUUGUCUGCCGGCUACAUGCGACCAGGAGUCCCUGACCUCGAUGCUGAGGGCGAGCGCGGACCGGGUGGAACGAGAGGGCAAUUCGACGUAUCGAUCGACCGGACCGAAGAUCCACAUCGUUGCGGUGAAAUCUGUGCCUUCGAGCAAUUACAGCCUCUGGCUCGAUCCCAAGUUGUACGUCCUCUCAGGCAUCGGAGGCACUAUACUGUUCCUGAUGCUAUGCGCCACCAUGUACGAAUACAGAACGCCGCCGAAAACGAAGGACGUGGAAUCGUCGAGCGUGUCGAAUAACAACGAGAGGCUCAGCAAUUUCUCCAAUAAAAAUCUGAAUCAGGAGCGUCGCGUGGUCCAGGAGAACGGAGAGGAGCUGAUCGAAAAAGGGAAGGUCCUGCAAAAAGAUCCGACCGAGCAUCCGAAAAAGGAGAGCAAGAAAGGCUUCUGGCUGACGUGCCUGAUAGCGUUCAAUCCCAUCGUGAACGGAAGCAAGAUCGUUAGCACCGAGCCCGCGGCCAGGGAGAGCCUAACCUGUCUACACGGACUUCGAGUGCUCUCUCUAGGAUGGGUCGUCAUGGUUCACACCUAUCUUCAAGUUUACUCCAUAGCUGAGAACAAAACUCUACGCACGGUGACCGAGCGGAAUUUCAUGUUCCAAACGAUAAGCAACGCAACCUUCUCCGUAGAUACGUUCUUCUUCAUCAGCGGAUUACUGGUAACGAUCUUGUUUUAUCGAUCUGCCGGCAACAUGAAAAACGACAAGGACAGCUACUGGAAGACGUGCUUCACCAAAUUUAUCAUCAUGAUCCUCUACAGGUUUAUCAGAUUGACACCGGCGUAUCUCUUUGUCCUGGGUAUAAACGAGAUCGCCAUAAAGCACACGCUAACAAAGACCGUGUUCUCGCCGGUGAUCAUCGAUCAUUUGACCUGCGAGAAGUUCUGGUGGAGGAAUGCAUUGUACCUCAACUCGCUCUACCCUCGCACCGAAAUGUGUAUGCUGUGGAGCUGGUACAUGGCGAACGACACGCAGUUCUACGUUCUUGGAAUACUUCUUCUUCUCCUCUCCAUUAAAUACAUAAAGGUCGUCGUAGGCGUUGUUCUCUUCUUGAUCGUCUCCUCCUGGUUCACCACCUUCUCCGUGGCUUACUCCAACGAUUACGUCGCCAGAAUUCAAGAACCGUUCGCCCUUUUCGACGAGCUGUACGACAAACCCUGGCUGAGAGCUGGUCCCUACUUCGUCGGCAUUAUCACGGGCUACGUUUUGUUCAAAACGAAUUGCAAAUUAAAGUUGCCGCUGGUCACGCGAACGAUCGGCUGGAUCUUAUCCAGCGCUAUAAUGUUCUCGGUAGUUUACGGAUUGUACCCCGGAAAUUUAACCGUGCCCGUGAGCUCCGUAUACGCCGCCUUGGGACAUACGGCAUGGGCGAUCAGCGUAUCCUUCAUCGUGAUUCAAUGCUGCACUGGAUCCGCUAGAAUGAUCGACAGCCUGUUGUCGCUCCGGCUGAUGUAUCCGCUAUCGAGACUGACUUACUGCGCGUACCUGGUUCACCCCCUCAUCAUGAUGAUCACUGUUACUCAGAUGGACGGCCCGUUGCAUCUUCACAAUAAUCUCGUGCUGAUCCUGUACUUCGGCAACCUGGUCACCUCCUAUCUGCUAUCGUUCUGCCUCUCGAUCGCGCUCGAGGCACCCAUAGUCAAUCUGCUCAAACUCGCUUUCACUUCGAAGAAGAGGAUAAGGUAG
Habropoda laboriosa is the source of this 2421-nucleotide messenger RNA. Its product is annotated as nose resistant to fluoxetine protein 6. Gene Ontology annotation, molecular function: acyltransferase activity, transferring groups other than amino-acyl groups. NCBI's taxonomy places the organism in Eukaryota, Metazoa, Arthropoda, Insecta, Hymenoptera, Apidae. Bases 1 to 2421 code for a protein of 806 amino acids. The transcript is spliced from 12 exons. The record is from RefSeq and is a predicted model, not a curated record.